GAGUAUUCAGUAUUCACUAUUCAGAUUUCAGUAUUCAGUAUUGACUAUUGAGUUAUGAGUAUAGUAAUUAGUAUUUAGUAUAUAACGCCUAGUGUUCCCGUGGUAGACAGUGGUUACAACUCACAAGUCCCAAUUAACUGUUUAGCUAGUUUAGUCUAGGGGCUUAUUAUUUUCGAAUAUGAAAUUAACUUCAAUCAUUUGGUCUGAAACUUAUACAAUAAUAUUUAUUGUGAAGAUUUUGAAUUUAAUUGAGUUCCUUUAAUUUCUAAUUUAAAUAUUCUUGGACUAAAAUGUUAUUUUUGGAAUCCCCAUACAAAGUCGAAUUUCUCUACAAUUUUUACUUAACAUUUAUAUCUGAAUCGCUGCUGUAUUUAACAAAUUUUGUGUUGUACAUAUCUUUGUGGAUAUUUGGUUACUUGUGCUUGUGUUGUAUUGUGUAUAGAAAAUAUGCAAGAAAGCUUCCUACUCGGACUCGUGGAGCUCUCGGAGCAAAAAGAGUGUUAGUUGUAGUGGCUCAUCCAGAUGAUGAAUGUAUGUUCUUUGGACCUACUAUCUAUAGAUUAUGUGAACAGGGAGCUGAAGUUUACAUCUUGUGCUUAUCAAACGGAAAUUAUGAAGGAAAAGGAAAUAUUCGUAAACAAGAAUUAUGGAAUGCCUGUAAGGAAUUGGGAGUUCCUGAUUGUAAUAUAUGUCUUAUCUCAGACACGAGACUGCCAGACAACCCUAAGUUACAAUGGCCAGUUCCAGUUAUAGCUAAGUUAAUAGGACAUCAUAUAGAAGCAUAUAAUGUUGAUACCCUUGUGAUAUUCGACAGAGGUGGUGUCUCUUCACACCCUAAUCAUGCUGCUGUUUUUUAUGCAGUAGCUUAUAUGUUUGUUGAAAAGAAUAUGACAGACAAAUGUACAGUAUAUACAUUAGAUUCUGUAAAUAUAUUAAGAAAAUAUUUAGGAUUCCUGGACUUGCCUCUUAGUUUUUUGUUGUCCUCUAAAAGCUAUUUUAGGUAUUUUCUUCGUUGGACUGAAAGCAGAAGAGUCUCGCGGGCUAUGAAAAAACACAAAAGUCAGAUGAUAUGGUUUCGUUACUUAUACAUAAUGUUCUCUAGGUAUAUGGUGAUUAAUACUCUUCGGAAAAUAAGCCUUGCUGACAUUGAAUUAGAAUUAGAGGUAGAUGAUUGACUUUUAAAUACUGUUAAAAAAAACUGUUAUAUAUUUUUUGACUGUCCUGAUUUAUACAUUACAAUUUUAAUAAUUUUUUCAAUCAUUGUGUUGCAAGUAUAAGUGAUAGAUAUUGAUGAUAUAGAUAUUUAUUAAUAAGGGAUAUAAAUACAUAAUUAUAAUUAUUAUAAUAUUGUAAGAACACUUUUAUACAAUAGAGGAAGUUAAAUGUGAAUAUAUUCUUUAUGAAUUGUGUAUUAUAGAUUAUUCUAGUCCACCAAUUCCUCUUCCUUUUUAAAAAUUAGAAUUAUUAUUUGAAGGUGUAAAAUUCAUUCCUCAUUUUUUUUUCAUUUGUUAUUUUGUGAUUGACUGUGAUUAAAGUAUGAAUUUUAAAACAGUGUUUUAUUAAAGUUAGAAAAAUUUGAUGUAUAGUAUAAAAGGAAGCAAAAAGAGGAAUAAGGUACUAGCUACUUAAAGUAUAAAAACUCUUUAUGUCAUAUUAUUUAUUUCAUUGGCCUUCAAUAUACUCAUAUUACAUUUUAGAACAAAUGUUAAUUUACCAUAUAAUCAUAUUAAUAUACUUCUAUGCAGAAGAAAAUUUCAUUAUUUCAUAUUCAAAAUUGACAAUAUUUGCAUUUUAUACUACCCAUUAUAUUGCCCAUUGUGUGCCUGCAGAAAUAAGCAUUCUGACUAAAUAUAAUUAAAACCCUACAAUUUGAAAAGUUCACUUAUAAACCUAAUUAAUAGUAACUGCGAAAAUUCUAAGAAAACUUUUUGUAUAUUGUAAUGUACUCUGAAUGUCAUUUUAUUUAGAAAAUAUAAGAGUUUAUUGUUUCUAAAAUAAUUUAAAAAUAAAAAAUUGUUUUAUAAUUAAAUCUCGAGAGGAUAUAAACGCGGUUUUUAUUAGUAUAAAUGUAUCGAGUGAUUUUUACCAAUUAUUCAUAAAAAUCACUCGAUAAGUGAAGGUAUGUGAAUAAUAUAGCCGUUUGCGUCCUAGAAGCAUUAAUUUAUAAAUGUUUUAUUUAAAUUUCUAGUACUAAAGACAAUAAAAUUAAAAACAAAGCUAUUAUGUCUAUAAAAUCUGUAAAAUAUGCAAUUUAUUGUACUUUCAUAUGAAUACGAGGAAAAUAAGUACAUAGAAGUGGGAUAAUAUCGAAUCUAGUUUCUACCAAUAAAAGACUACUUUUAAAUAUAUGUAUCACGCUGUAUUUAAUGUAAAACUUAUUACAACUUAGAUGAUAAAAAAAAAAAUAAAAAUAAAGUGCAAUAGUCAAGAAAAGAGCCCCGUUGUGGUUAAACUUAUAUUGAAUAGAACCAUUGCUAUCACAGCCCAAAGGGCUCGGAAAAACCGAACGAAAAAUGCUUUACACAUUGAAAUUUACUUUACACAUUGUAGAUAACAACCUAUAAUGUAGCUAUUUCAUCAAUUACAGAGAGCCAUCGGGAACAAAACUAUUCACAUAGUCGGGAUCUGUGGCUUGAGACAAAAUCAGUGUGUGGAAGGCGUGACCCAAUAAAGCCAAACGAUUAUGUAUGGGAAUAACAUUAGCACACGCUACAUCACGUGACCAUUUCCGUACAAAAUACGUUUGUAGUUAGUGGGUAACACCUGUCGCAAUGUGAUUUUGUCUCAAGCCCCUGGAAUGUCACACAUCAAAAUACUGAUAUAGAACGCGACAUUGUCACGAAUGCGGUUCACAUCUAAACGUGACCCGGAACAACCAAAUUAUAAUACAUUACGGCCAUGUAUCGGUUAAUGCGACCGAUGCCAGUUAGUAGUCCCAGAGUAACCGUCAACCAUUAUAUUUUACAACAACGAAAUCAAAAGAUCUAUGAAUUUCAUGAAGUUAAUGAAAUACUACUACUUUUAUAAGCAGAUUUUACCUAUAUAUAUAUACAGCAUAGCCUGUUUCACACAGGAAAUUUCAUAGAACAUUAGAUAACUAUUUCUUUACCUAAAUGCUGUAUCUCACAAAAUCUCGUUGCUAAUAAAUUGUCCAAGAACUCUAAUUUUAAUUUUCGGUAACAAAUACACUACCUUGAACCACUGACUACAUCCAUUUAUUUAAAUAGUUAAUCUAUACCACAUUAUAAUGAAAUUAUUUUGCUAAGGAUGUAUGCCCUCGUCUCAAUAGAGAUAAUUAAAACCUAUUAAUUAAUAGAUA
This is a messenger RNA of Pieris napi, 3319 nucleotides long. RefSeq names its product N-acetylglucosaminyl-phosphatidylinositol de-N-acetylase (gene PIG-L). The record is from RefSeq and is a predicted model, not a curated record. Gene Ontology annotation, biological process: GPI anchor biosynthetic process. The transcript is spliced from 4 exons. Gene Ontology annotation, cellular component: endoplasmic reticulum. Gene Ontology annotation, molecular function: N-acetylglucosaminylphosphatidylinositol deacetylase activity. Bases 291 to 1175 code for a protein of 294 amino acids. Lineage: Eukaryota; Metazoa; Arthropoda; Insecta; Lepidoptera; Pieridae.